Trypanosoma theileri is the source of this 1422-nucleotide messenger RNA. RefSeq lists its product as uncharacterized. NCBI's taxonomy places the organism in Eukaryota, Euglenozoa, Kinetoplastea, Trypanosomatida, Trypanosomatidae. The transcript has a single exon. Gene Ontology annotation, molecular function: cytoskeletal protein binding. Gene Ontology annotation, biological process: regulation of cell projection organization. Gene Ontology annotation, cellular component: ciliary basal body. The record is from RefSeq and is a predicted model, not a curated record. The coding region runs from base 1 to 1422 and encodes 473 amino acids.
AUGAUCGAGGAGGAAUUACCCCUUUUUCGUGCUAAACUUCCAGGCCUUCAUACUGCUGGUGCAACGGGGCCUGGUGUUGGUCCAGGAUCUUAUGAUAUAAGUGAGAAGUCUCCAAUAUCAAAUCAUGGAAUGGCACCUUUUGGAUCAACCGGUAAUAGGUUUUUUUCGUCUCAAUCCGUUGUGACACCAGGGGCAGGGACUUAUAAUGUUGUUACAGAAAAUCGAAGAAAAGGAGAUGUUACAGUUGUUCCUUUUUGUUCUGCAGUGGAUAGGUUUUUUGGUCCUAAAGCUGAUGAUGUUCCUGGACCAGGAACAUACUCACAUGAUGGAAAUCGUUGGGGUACUGUUGGUCGAUCUCAUACUCUUGGAUUAUCAAGUCUUAAUGGUCCAGCUGAAGUAAGUAAUACAGGUCCAGGUUCAUAUAAUCCAAACUAUAAUGCUGCUAAACGUGCAAAUCCACGAGUUGCAAAGUUUACAGGCUACAGUGCACGUGAUUCUCCUCGUUUUAACGAUAUACCAGGUCCUGGUCAUUAUGAUAUUCCUUCUUCAACUGGAACACUAUAUAGUAAAAAACCAACUUCUUGUUUUGCUACUAAAACUGUUCGAUCAACAAUUGGAAAUAAAAGUAUAACACCUGGACCAGGUGCUUAUGAUUUGCAAUCUUCUUUUCAAUCUUUGCCACAAUAUCGAGCUAUUAAUCCCGAAAUUUUUUCUGCUUUUGGUUCUUCAGCAAAUCGUUAUGCACCCCUUUCACAUGAUGGAGGUCCUGGUCCUGGUGCUUAUACUGGAGAAAUUGCACCACGACGACCACAUAUGAUGUUUAAAGGAAAAGGAACCUCUUCCUUUCUUUCAGGAACAGAUCGUGACACACAAUCUUCAGGAUCUAAUCUUGGUCCAGGAAUUUACGAAGGAGAAAAACCUGCCAAACAUAAGAAAUACAUGUUAUCUACUAUUCCCUUUCGUUCUAGUUCUCCACGUUUUCCUUUUUCGAAAUCUGCUGAGAUAAGUGAAAUAUAUGAACCUCGUCGUAAUGUGGUACGUGUACCUCGUCGAAUUCACCCUGUACGGUUACGAGAUGAAAUAUUUGAUACUACACCAAGGAGUCCUUCAAAUAUUUCACCAGAUCGCGUAUAUGAUGUAAAAUACGAGUGGACUAAGCCAACAUGUACGAGCAAAGCAUAUUUGGGAACUGCACCUCGUUUCACAAAAUCAGAUGUCAAUGCCUCAUUUCCAGGACCAGGACAGUAUGAAACCGAUAAAACCUCUUUCGGUGGGGGACGAUCCCCAAAUGGUACUUUUGGUAAUGAUGGAAGAUUUAAGAAUGUGGCUGGAGGUACCCCUGGUCCAGGAUAUUAUUGGUAUGAUAGUACUUUAUUAAAGAAGACACUUAAUUGUACUAUUGGAUCUUCAGAAGACAUGUAG